Molecule: messenger RNA, 795 nt
Organism: Mucor velutinosus
Lineage: Eukaryota; Fungi; Mucoromycota; Mucoromycetes; Mucorales; Mucoraceae
Gene: VPS20
Product: Vacuolar protein sorting-associated protein 20
Exons: 1
Coding region: 1-795 (264 amino acids)
Source: RefSeq, a predicted model, not a curated record
AUGCUUUUAUUAAAGAGUAUUCCCUUGCUCUUGGUGGCAGCAGCCUACUCUGUGUCUGCCUGCGAGAUGGACUGUCGCAGAGGUCUUUCAAGAGAUUUCGCUGGAUUCUACGUGCCUGUGAUCAAGGACAGCAUUAGUGAUUUGCACUCACAGUUAACCAAAUCUAUCGAGAAGGUGUCUAUUCCUGCUGCCAUCACAAGUCAACUGGAUAAGUCUGAAUUAUUGGAUGAUAUCGAGGAAUCUAUUGAAACCAGCUUGAACGAGUUUGUCGCCUUGGCUACCUCGCAAUCUAGACUCGCUGAAGGCUUUUAUCAAGUCAUGUUCAACGAAGAGCUCCCUUACAAAGGUGAUUGUAACAACCCCAAGAGAUUGACCAGAAAGAUGCCUCCUCCUGGAGAGAGCUGGACCAUGGAUGAAUGUCGCAAGAUGGAUUACCGUUGUGGCAACCCUCCCUCUAUCUGCUACUUUUUGGAAGAUGUCAAGCAACGUUGUAUUGGACGUAUGCGUCGCCAAAUGACCGAAUACGCUUCUUUUGAUAAUGGUGCCCUCGUCAAGAGUUUAGUGAGAGAUACUCGCAAAUCCAUCUACGACACUCUUAGCAACAACGGUGUUGGUAAAUUAAGUGAGGAUAACCAAGUCGAGUCUUAUAUUGCCAAGCUCGUCAGUGCUACUAUCCGUACCUUGGAUAUGUGGGUUGCUGAUGAUGUGAGACAAUUGUGUGAAAAGCCCUCUCAAAAGGAACUUUGUAACAGUUGGGAUGAUGCUAUCAGAAAGGAGAUUCUCAAGUGGCCCUAA